CUCAUAAUAUCCUCCACUUGUCUAUGCACUAGGCCAAAUAUACGUCAACUGUUCAUCGACAAUUUUAAAUUUUACAUGCUCAUUAUACUUCCCAUGGGCCAACAAUAUAAAGAUCCUUCCUCAUGAUAGGACUUAAUGAUUAAGCAUUCAAGCAAAUAUCAGAAGAAUUAAAGGGGAAACAAUAGUAUAUGUGUUCGUUUGAAUGUUAAUGAAUAUGGUAGUAGGGUAGGGUGAGGGAGAAGAGAAACAUAUUUUCGAGUAUCUGAGUUUUGAUUAUAAUCUAUGGGUAAAAUUGAUUUUAAUUCUUAGAUUUUCGAGUAUGGGAAUUGUGGGACUAUGAUUUUAUAGGCAUAUGAAUUUUGCGUCUAUCAUUUGCUUAUGUGUAUGAAUUUUGGGUCUGAAUUUGUAUUGGGGAUACGAAUUUUGGGUUUAUGCUUGUGUUGGGUGUAUGAAUUUUGGGCCUUUCCUUUGUGUCGGGGAAUUCUGGGUUUAUGCUCGUGUUGGGUGUAUGAAUUUUGAGCCUUCCUCUGUGUUGGGUGUAUGAAUUUUGGGCCUUCCUUUGUGUUGGGUUUUGAAUUUUGGGUGUAUGUUUUUAUUGUGUAUGUGACUUUUGGGUUUUCUGAGUAAUCAGAGUAUCAAGAGGAUAUGGCAUUCAGGUCUGAGGAUGAUUAUGACUAUCUGUUCAAGGGUGUACUCAUUGGGGACUCUGGUGUGGGGAAAUCAAAUCUUCUGUCAAGGUUUACAAGGAAUGAAUUCAACUUGGAUUCUAAGUCCACUAUUGGUGUGGAGUUUGCCACAAGGAGUGUUCAAGUUGAUGAUAAACUGAUCAAGGCACAAAUAUGGGACACAGCAGGUCAGGAGAGAUACAGAGCUAUAACAAGUGCCUACUAUCGAGGAGCUGUUGGGGCAUUGCUUGUGUAUGACAUUACCCGACAUGCGACGUUUGACAAUGUUGAGAGAUGGCUAAAAGAGCUAAGGGAGCACAGUGAUUCCAACAUUGUGGUCAUGCUUGUUGGUAACAAGUCAGACUUGCGCCACUUGAGAGCCGUUACUACAGAUGAAGGUCAGGAACUUGCUGAAAGGGAAGGCCUUUACUUUAUGGAAACAUCAGCUCUGGAGAGUACAAAUGUUGAAACUGCUUUUAAGCAGGUAUUGACUCAAAUUUACAAAAUCGUUAGCAAGAGGGCCAUUGAGGCAGGGGAGGCUGCGGCAGCGGUGCCUGGGAAGGGGCAGACAAUAAAUGUUGAUGAGGUAUCGGCAACAAAGAAGACCGGAUGCUGUUCAGCAUAAGAUUCUCACCACUUAUCCAUCUCGUGAUGCUAACAAAAGAACACAUGGAAGUAUGGAUAUGCAUUUUGCAGAUAUGCUUGUACUAUAAAAAGUUCAUUGACAAUGGAAUAUGCAUGGAUUUUGAGAUUCUUUUAUAGAUUGUAUUACUUAAACUUAGAGAGGGGAUACACACAAGAUUUCUAAUUGACAAAUGUUGCAGAAUAUGAUUUAGGUCAUUCAUUUCUUGAGUUCCUGGAUAAUUCAUUAUAAAUUGUUAUUUGAGUCCA
Cryptomeria japonica (Japanese cedar) is the source of this 1556-nucleotide messenger RNA. Its product is annotated as ras-related protein RIC2. Lineage: Eukaryota; Viridiplantae; Streptophyta; Pinopsida; Cupressales; Cupressaceae. Bases 646 to 1290 code for a protein of 214 amino acids. Gene Ontology annotation, molecular function: GTPase activity; GTP binding. The transcript is spliced from 2 exons. The record is from RefSeq and is a predicted model, not a curated record. Gene Ontology annotation, cellular component: endosome.